ACUCACUUGAUAACGUCAAAAAAACAAAAAACCAAAAAAUAAGAAAAAUCGUCUACUUCGGUUUCCCUGUUUCCAUGGAGAUCUAGGGUUUUCAAUUGUUUCCCAGCUCAAAAUCGAACUUCCUCAUUCACAUUUUCAAUUACUUACUAUAAAUAAGUUUCUGAGCUCAGAUAUGUUGGUUUUAUCUUUUUAAAGCUCAUUACAUUUGAUCUGUGUGGAGACUUUGUUUUAACUGUGUUUGGUUAUGCGAAGAAAAGAAAAUGGAGGCAGUUGCUGCUGGAGAUAUAGCGCGUUUGGAUCCGGAGCUAUUGCAGCUCCAGGAGAUGUCUCCGUUUGUUCUCAAGUCCAAUCCCGAAUUCACGCAAAAGCUUUUCGAACAGUGGCUUUCUCUUCCCGAUGCUUACAAGCUGGUGACGUCAUUGGUUAAUGAUGCCAAGGCAUGUAAUCCCUUGAAUGUUCCUGGAAAUGUUUCCUCUGGAAGUACAUCAAUAAGCAAUGCUCUACCUUCCUUGUUUCCUGCUGGCAGUGCUCCUCCCCUUUCACCAAGAAGCGCAUCUGGUUCCCCUCGUAUAACAAAACAAAGGGCUGGUCCUUCAAACUUAGGGUCUCCACUGAAAGUAGUUAGCGAGCCUGUGAAAGAGUUCAUACCUCAGUUUUACUUCAAAAAUGGCCGUCCGCCUCUAAAUGAUCUAAAAGAACAAUGCAUGUUUCGAAUCAAUCAGUUCUUCUAUGGGCAUCCGGAUGGGCUGCAGCUGCUUGAAUUCAAACUAGUUACCAAAGAAAUCUGCAAGCUGCCUUCAUUUUUCUCUCCAUCACUUUUCAGAAAAAUUGAUGUUAAUAGCACUGGUGUGGUUACAAGAGAUGCAUUUAUUGAUUAUUGGGUCAAUGGCAACAUGCUGACCAUGGAUAUGGCAACCCAAGUAUAUACAAUAUUAAAGCAACCAGAGCUCAAAUACCUCACUCAGGAUGACUUCAAACCUGUGCUCCGUGAACUAUUGGCUACUCAUCCAGGGUUGGAAUUCUUACAGAGUACACCUGAGUUUCAGGAAAGAUACGCUGAAACUGUAAUAUACAGAAUAUAUUACUACAUAAAUAGAUCUCAGAAUGGUCACCUUACUCUUAGGGAGUUGAAACGUGGAAACUUGAUUGAUGCGAUGCUACAUGCAGAUGAGGAAGAGGACAUUAAUAAAGUUUUGAGGUACUUUUCAUAUGAGCACUUUUACGUGAUAUACUGCAAGUUUUGGGAGCUGGAUACGGAUCAUGAUUUCUUGAUUGACAACGAGAACCUUAUCAGAUAUGGUAACCACGCGCUUACCUACCGGAUUGUUGAUAGGAUAUUUUCUCAGGUUCCAAGAAAGUUUACCAGUAAUAUUGAAGGAAAGAUGGGGUAUGAAGAUUUUGUUUACUUUAUCCUUGCAGAGGAGGACAAGUCAUCUGAGCCUAGUCUUGAGUACUGGUUCAACUGUAUAGAUUUGGAUGGCAAUGGGAUUCUAACACGUAACGAAAUGCAAUUCUUUUAUGAGGAGCAGUUGCAUCGAAUGGAAUGCAUGGGACAGGAGCCCGUGCUCUUUGAGGACAUCUUAUGUCAAAUAAUUGACAUGAUUAAACCGGAGGAUGAGAGGUAUGUCACAUUGCGUGACCUGAAAGGUUCUAAACUUUCGGGAAGUGUUUUCAACAUCCUUUUUAAUCUUAACAAAUUCAUGGCCUUUGAGACUCGUGAUCCAUUCCUCAUUCGUCAGGAGCGUGAGAACCCUACAUUGACAGAGUGGGACCGAUUUGCACAUAGAGAAUAUAUUAGGCUUUCAAUGGAAGAUGAUGUCGAAGAGGCCUCUAAUGGAAGUGCAGAAGUUUGGGAUGAAUCACUUGAGGCUCCCUUCUAAGUUGAAUAAGGUGCUCAGAGAAGAGCUCAACAUGCUUCUAUGUUGGGCACCGGAAAGAGAAUGUUGCCUUGAUGGACGAGGAAGAUACAUUGGAACUCAUUGGAGGAAAAUUUCGGGCUUGUCCUUCUGGGACAUACACUUGAUGCACCAGUGAAGGAUUUCCAGGCCUUUGAAUGCAUUAUUUGAAAAAAAAAAAAAAACAAGAUGAAUCAUGCCAUUGGAGCCAGCUUUAUCUAAACAAUUUUUCAUACGAACGAGUUUUUCUGGGAGACUGUAAUCGAAAUCCAGGUAUAAGAAAGCUCAGAACAUUUUAAUAUCCUUUUGUUUCUUGAUUUCUAGGAUACGAUCUAAGUUCAUAUUUUCCUCUCUGGGGUCCAGGUUGGUUCAUUUAGUAGUAAUUUUAGUGGUAUGGUUUAAGUGUAGGAUUGUCGCGUUAGUUCUCUAAUCAUG
This is a messenger RNA of Hibiscus syriacus, 2330 nucleotides long. Its product is annotated as serine/threonine protein phosphatase 2A regulatory subunit B''beta-like. The coding region runs from base 261 to 1880 and encodes 539 amino acids. Lineage: Eukaryota; Viridiplantae; Streptophyta; Magnoliopsida; Malvales; Malvaceae. Gene Ontology annotation, molecular function: calcium ion binding; protein phosphatase regulator activity. Gene Ontology annotation, cellular component: protein phosphatase type 2A complex. The record is from RefSeq and is a predicted model, not a curated record. Gene Ontology annotation, biological process: protein dephosphorylation. The transcript is spliced from 13 exons.